UGGCCUCUGGUGGCGAUGAGACGGGCCCUGUCCUCGACGAUAUUCGCUAGGAUCCUGAUGACUCCGAUAGGUCUGGUCGUUUCUGUCUCCUGUGGUAAGUCAGUUAUGGUGCCUCCACUGUGCAGCCCUCUGAACAUCCAGCACGAGGAACCUCGCGGAACUCGAAACUUCUUCGUCUUCGGUACUAGUCCACAUACUGUGGACUGUCGAUACCGGCGAUACAAAACGAAAGGUUGGACUUAUCUUGUGGCUCUACUGCUGUUUUCCAUAAAGUUGCCAUACGCCGUUGGUGACAAAAAUAUAGAAAAUGAUAUAGGCAACUCGAUCAAAAUCGUAGAUGAGCCAUCGAGAAUCCUUCUAUCUCAAGGAUUGGAGAACUUUACUUUAAACCUCUUCAAGGAGACUGUCAACGCAGCCGGCUCGAGGUUAAAUCUUGUACUCUCGCCAUUUAGCAUUUGGGCUUUAUUGGUUUUGCUUUGGGAAGGUUCGAAAGGUAAAACAAAUGAACAACUGAUGAAUGUAUUGGGAUUACCAAGUGAUCGAAGACUCACGAUAGCAGGAUAUCGAGCCAUAGAUGAAGCCUUGCAGGUGAACACUUCGACGGUCUCAGUGGAGUUUGUCAAGGCAAUUUUCUUCGACAUAAACAGACCCUUGAAAAGAGAUUUUGAAUCUACUGCAGAGCAUCUGUACCAAUGCCCAACAAUCUCUAUAAAUUUUCAUAAGCCUGUCGAGGCAACUCGCGUGAUAAAUGAUUGGGUUAAGUUAAACACUCAUGGAAAAAUCCCUGAUCUGUUAUUAGAAGAAGAUUUACGAGAUGCCCAGUUAGUUUUGGCAAAUGCCGUAUAUUUCCAAGGACAAUGGAGUCUUCCAUUCGAUCGGGAUUUAACGACAAGAGAAUCAUUUUAUGAUGAAGAUGGAAAGACUAUUGGGGAAGUUGACAUGAUGUCUUCACAAGGACCUUAUGCUUUUGUAGCUGAUCAAGAGUUGGAUGCGAAUGUUAUAGAAAUUCCUUACGGAAAGGAAAAUCGGUUAUCGAUGAUUGUCAUGUUACCUCGACAUGGGAAUAAAAACAGUAUAGAUGUCAUUUUAGAAAAAUUACCUCAGAGAAAUUUUUCUCGACUCAUAAAUGACUUGGCGCAAUCUAAAAGUGAAUACUUCGGGGAUGACGUGGAUCUUCGACUUCCGCGUUUUAAUGUGACGUCAGAUUUCGUCAUGAACGUGGUACUUGAAACGAUGGGGCUUACAGAUGUGUUCAAUGAAAACGCCGCUGAUUUAUCUCCUAUUUCUCCUCAUAAAAUUUACUUGUCCAGAGUAAUACACAAGGCUGUGAUCGUCGUUGACGAGGAGGGUACUAUUGCAACGGCAGCAUCUGGUGCUGCACUUGCGAAUAAAUCUCGGCCUCCGAAGUUCCAUGCUAAUCGUCCUUUCAUUUACAUCAUCCAUGACAAAAAAUCAAAUACUAUUGUAUUUGCUGGAAAAGUUUUUAAUCCAAAUUGACAAAGUUUCUAAACAUAAAAGACUUUAUCUAUACAAUAAAUAAAAAUAACACUCACAUAAAUGUAAGCAGAAAUAAACGUAAUCAUUUUUCCAUUCCAA
This is a messenger RNA of Cephus cinctus (wheat stem sawfly), 1596 nucleotides long. Its product is annotated as serine protease inhibitor 77Ba. NCBI's taxonomy places the organism in Eukaryota, Metazoa, Arthropoda, Insecta, Hymenoptera, Cephidae. Bases 16 to 1497 code for a protein of 493 amino acids. Gene Ontology annotation, molecular function: serine-type endopeptidase inhibitor activity. The record is from RefSeq and is a predicted model, not a curated record. The transcript has 7 exons.